AUGGACUCGUAUCACUCGUCCUCGUCCUCGUCCCACCACAACCUCACCUCGCAACUCUUCAACGUCUCCGCCAAUUUCGACGCCACCGUGCCCUCCCAUUCGGAGCAGCAACCGGCCCCACAGCCACCACUGCCGUCCCAAGGCCUGGCCCCGGCUGCCGUUCCGACCUCGGCGGUGAUCACCAAGCGCAAGAGUCCGAGUGGAUAUCUCGCCGCUGCGCCCGAAGAGUCCAUGCUCGACCCGUCCCUCGUACAAUCCUCCUCUUCGUCCGCAGCGAACAAGAAGCAAAAGCUAUCGACGAAUGGUGACCAUUCGCUCGGGCAAAUCGGGUACGGUCUCGACCUCCCCACAACCUCCGGCCUCAACGAAACGUCCUCCUCCUCGUCGUCGACAGAUCUACCGGUACUUGUCCCCGGAACUGGUGCCUCGGGCGUCCCUCUGACGAUGCAGGAUGGAAGCAUACAAGUCAACGACGACCCUCCCCACCAAUCACAAUUCGGCAAAACACCCAAGAAUGCUCGCCAACGCGUCUCGACUGUCAAAGCCGCCGAGCCCACUAGAGGCGCCUUUGCGAACGGCUCUCACCACUCGACGACCCCCGCUACUACUGGUGCUGCUGCAGCACCGAGCGGGAAAGUAACCAAGGGCAAAGGUCGACUAGCGGCCAAGUACGAGCAUGCUCGACCCGUGCCUCUUCCCGAGGACAUUCUCGUCGCUUCGGCGAUCCCCAUCAACCCGCUGAUGAACAAGGGCGAUAUCCCCGUCGCACCCGAGUUGACCUCCGUCUCGAAUUCUUUGGCUGAUCCGGUCGACAUUUCCGUCGAUGGUGCCGAUGCCGCCAAGCCGUCAAAGCCUACGUCCAAGGCCACGAAAUCGACCUCAGCUGCUGCGGAAGUGGCCGUCGAGCCCCCGACUGCUUCCACCUCUACGACCGCAACCAAACCUGCACCGGAGGCUUCGGAAUCAACUUCCGCUGAUGCCGAGGCUUCUACCUCAACUGAAGCGACUGCUUCGACUGCCAACGCCGUGGCCGGUUCAAGCAAAGCAGCGACCGAAGCCGCGACCGAAUCGCUCAUCACGCAAGAGGUUAUCGACGCCUCCAAGGUCGCGCCUGAUUCCGAGAAAGGUCGACUCGGCCAACAGCAUGCUUGCCCUUACGAAGGGUGCGACAAGUCGUUCGUUCGAAAGAGCGAUUUUUUGAGGCAUUACCGCAUUCAUACGGGCGAACGGCCAUUCACGUGCCCUGUGCCGGGGUGUGGAAAAACGUUUAUUCAGGUGAGGCGCAGACGGUGGGCCAACGUGCCCCCGUUCCAAAGCUGACGAGAUUUGGCUCUGUCCUUCUCUUGCUCUUAACAGCGCUCGGCUUUGACGGUCCACCUGCGCACGCACACCGGCGACAAGCCCCUCUCGUGCGACCUGUGCGGUCGAGCGUUCAGCGACUCAUCCUCGCUCGCUCGUCAUCGUCGCGUUCACUCCGGGGAGAAGCGCUUCCACUGCAAGCGGUGCAACCAACGUCAAUUUUCGCGCAAGAUCACCCUCAUUCGGCAUCUGGAGCUCUGUGAUGGUUCGGGCGAUAUGUGAGUUGUCUUCUCACUUCAUUGCUUGCGUAUGACCUCGGAAACUAAGCUGCGCUUCCGCGAUCUCACCAGUCGCAACCGAACAAGACCUGCCAAAAAAUCGCCGGCCAAGGCGCGCCCUUCAGUCGCUGGCACGGGGAGUUCGGCAGGCGAAGAAGACGAAUCGUACGAUGAGGAUCGUGAUGCGGAUGGAGAAGCCGAUUACGAGAACGAGGAAGAGUUCAACGCCGCCCUCGUACUUGCGGGUGGGAACGCACCUAAACGAGCAACGCCGUCAAAGUCGCCCACGGAAGGGGAGGAACCGCAAAGUGGGAGUGGAGAAGGUUCGGCUUCCGCUGCUGUGACGCCUUUGACCAAGACGAGAGCUGGGCGAGCCGCUGCAGCCGCAGCGUUCAAUGCUACCCCCGGAGCGAAACGUGAUGCACCACCCGUCAAGAGCCGAAAGACGCGCUCGAGUCUACCUGCAGCUGGUGCGGCUGGUCCUUCGUCACCUGUUACGACCCCAGCUGCUGCCCCUUCGACGGUCCCAAGAGCUGGACGAGGGGUUUCUCGGCCGAGGAAGUCGGGACCGUCUGCCAGCACUUCGAAUGGCAAGGGGAAAACCGUCGCCGCCGCUGCAGCACCAGAGCCGGAGCCUGAAGCUGAUACCGAAGUUGAAGCUGAAGCCGGAGCCGCGGAGGAGGAGCCCAAGGAAGUCGAAAUGAAGACGAGCCCGGCGCCGAAGGGGAACGAGGCCGCCCCGGUCGAGGAGGCCAAGGAGAAGGGUGAGGAAAAGGAGAUAGAGGCAGGCCCUACAUCAACCAAGGAGAAGCAGGAGACCGACACGACGACUGAAAAAGCAACAACGACCGCAACGACCGACGAAUGA
Molecule: messenger RNA, 2445 nt
Organism: Microbotryum saponariae
Lineage: Eukaryota; Fungi; Basidiomycota; Microbotryomycetes; Microbotryales; Microbotryaceae
Source: the annotation of a GenBank genome assembly